Messenger RNA from Micromonas pusilla CCMP1545, 1279 nucleotides. RefSeq lists its product as uncharacterized. The coding region runs from base 1 to 621 and encodes 206 amino acids. NCBI's taxonomy places the organism in Eukaryota, Viridiplantae, Chlorophyta, Mamiellophyceae, Mamiellales, Mamiellaceae. The transcript has a single exon. The record is from RefSeq and is a predicted model, not a curated record. Gene Ontology annotation, molecular function: protein binding.
AUGGGCAAGUCCGGGAAGAGCCCCGGCGGCGGGAGGGCGCCGCCGACGGAGAAGACGACGAGCCCGUGGCCGUCGGACGUGACCUAUCUCACCUCGCUGCACUACGGCGAUGACGUGAAGCGCGCGAAGGAGAUAUACGCCAAGUACCGCGUCUCCGGGGACGACCCCAUCCUCGCGAGCGCAGCCUCGACGAAGAAGAUCGCGCGGUGGCAGCGCAUCGUGGACGCGAACCACCCCGCGCGCGGCGAGCACGGACUCUUCGCGAGCCGCAAGCUCGAAAGAGGCGAACGCAUCGUGGACUACCUCGGGCACGUCUCGCUGCGAGGGAACGAGUCGCAGACGAGCGAUUACACCGCGUCGUUCGGCGACGCGCACGAGCUCGCGCUCGACGCGGAAAAGAUGGGCAACGAAGCGCGCAUGAUCAACGAUUUCAGAAACACGGGAAAGAGAGCGAACGCGCUCUUCGAUCAGUACGUGGACGCGGCGGGGGACACGAAGCUCGGCGUGUUCGUGGGACCGCACGCGAUAGGUAAAGGCGAAGAGAUCUUAGUGUCGUACGGCAAAGGGUUCUGGAGGAACCGCGUCGGAGACAUGUCCGCGUUCACCGGGCACGACGAGUGAACGGAGCGUCUACGAGCUACUUUCACUAGCUAGGAAGCCGCAGACGACGGACGCGCGAGAUAGAUAGAGACGUAGACGUAGACGUAGCGCACGCGCCUUAGGUAGAACACCCACCCAGAACAGCUACUAGUCCGAGUCGCUCUCCUCCUCCUCGCUGUCGUCGUCGCUCUCCUCGUCUGCGUCUUUGAGCCAGUCCACGAACGGCUGCGCGAGCUUUAAAAACCGCCUGUCCUCCUCGCUCGCGUGCGCCUUCUCCUCCGCCCACGCCAACACGCUCACCUCGGACAACACGUCGACGUCGUACAACAUGUGAAGUAUCUUCGCGAACGCGGGGACGAGCAACCCGCCGUUCAUGCCGCGGAACACCUCGUCCUCCGCGCAGUAGUCCUCCAGCGUCAGCAACAUCUCCACCUGAUCGUCCUCCGACUUGAGAAACCGCGUCAACAGCGGCGCCCACUCCUUGACGCGUUCGCGCACGGCUUUGACCGUCGCCGCCGCCCCUUCCGGCGCUCUCGCGGGGUACAGCUUCGCGUUCUCUUUCGCCACGUCGCGCGGCGCCGGCAGCGACAGCCCCAAGAUGGUCAUGAGGACGUACCGCGCGAUGUCCGCGAACGUUCGGUUCUCCGCCAUCUUCAACCCCUGCAACUCCACCACCGCG